GUUACGUUUUUUUAUUUGAGUAGUAGUGUGAUCUUUGUUUGUAUAUUUACGUGUGUGUAGUAUCGGUGUAUAAAAAUUGUACCUGGUACACGUGUAUUUUCGUUUAUUAUUCUCAUUAAGUUUAAUUUUGAAAUCUUAUUGCAUCUGCAAAAUAUGUAGAAGAACUUUUAUAAUUUAAUUAUAAUCAUUUAUUUUAAAUAAUGAUGUUCGCUCUAGUACAACUCUUAUAAAAUUAAAAAGUAAUUUAUUUAAGUGGUUAAAAACAAUAAUUUUAUGCUUAUUAAGUUAUAGAUUAUGUAGGCUCAAUAGUGAAUUUUUUUUUUUGGAUUUAAAUACAAAACAUUUUAAAUAUGUCGCCGUAUAGUAGAGAACAUCAUACUGCUAUAGUAGCUCCCGUAUCUACCGCCUCGCCUAUUAUUGAAGAAUUCGGGAAAAGAAAUGAUAUUUGUGGUUUACCAACAUCUUUUCAACAACACAAUAAAUAUCCCCAAGAGUCCGGAAAACCUGGUUCAGGAUAUUCUACUGGUUUUUCAGUGCUUCGACGUUUACUUCGAUGGUGGUUGGCUAGAUUUGGCCAAAAACCAUUAGGCAAAAAAGGUGUGUUGGAAAUGAGCGCUGCAACAGAAAGCGGUAUCCGGUUAAGCGGGCACACCCUAGACAAAGCAACGAAGGCGAAAGUAACACUUGAAAACUAUUAUAGUAAUCUGAUAGCUCAGCAUAUCGAACGUAAACAAAGAUUAGCUAAGUUAGAAGAAACUUUGAAAGAUGAAAGCCUUUCGGAGCAACAAAAACAAGAAAAACGUCAGCAGCAUGCCCAAAAAGAAUCAGAAUUUCUUAGGUUGAAGCGAUCGAGAUUAGGAGUUGAAGACUUUGAACCUUUAAAAGUCAUUGGUCGAGGUGCUUUCGGAGAGGUAAGACUAGUCCAAAAGAAAGAUACUGGGCAUAUAUACGCAAUGAAAAUUCUUCGCAAAGCAGAUAUGCUCGAAAAAGAACAAGUUGCCCACGUACGUGCUGAAAGAGAUGUUCUUGUAGAAGCUGAUCAUCAAUGGGUCGUCAAAAUGUAUUACAGCUUUCAGGAUCCCAUAAACCUAUACCUUAUAAUGGAGUUCCUGCCUGGCGGUGACAUGAUGACACUUCUUAUGAAAAAAGACACUCUAAGUGAAGAAUGCACUCAAUUUUACAUUGCUGAAACAGCAUUAGCAAUUGACUCAAUUCAUAAACUCGGAUUUAUACACAGGGAUAUAAAACCAGACAAUCUACUUCUGGAUGCCCGAGGUCAUAUAAAAUUGUCUGACUUUGGACUUUGUACUGGUUUAAAAAAAUCACACCGAACUGAUUUUUACAGGGAUCUUAGUCAAGCUAAACCUUCUGAUUUUACUUCGAAUCCCAUGGAUAGUAAAAGGAGAGCAGAAAGCUGGAAAAGAAAUCGUCGAGCAUUAGCUUACAGUACUGUUGGUACACCUGAUUACAUUGCACCUGAAGUAUUUUUGCAGACUGGAUAUGGUCCUGCAUGUGAUUGGUGGAGUGUUGGUGUUAUAAUGUAUGAAAUGUUAAUAGGCUAUCCACCAUUUUGCAGUGAAAAUCCUCAAGAAACUUAUCGGAAAGUAAUGAAUUGGCGAGAAACUUUAAGUUUUCCUGCUGAAGUACCCAUUAGUGAAGAAGCCCGUGAUGCUAUUACUAGGUUUUGCUGUGAUUCUGAUAGAAGAUUAGGCAAUAGUGGGCGAGGAAUUGAUGAGCUUCGCUCAACAAUAGCAUUUUUCCGUGGUGUUGACUGGGAACAUAUCAGAGAGAGGCCAGCUGCUAUACCAGUGCAAGUUAAAUCCAUAGAUGAUACCUCUAACUUUGAUGACUUCCCAGAUGUGAAACUUGAAAUACCAUCAGCCCCACUUCCUCAGGAUGGUGAAGUUAUUUACAAAGACUGGGUAUUUAUAAACUAUACUUUUAAAAGAUUUGAAGGGCUCACACAGAGAGGCAUAGCAACCAAAAAGUAAUUUGGAGAAAUCUAAUAGUGCAAUGUGAUAUUUUUUAUCAAACCUCCACAGCUUUUAUUUCAUUUUUCAUCAGCUUAUUUUAAUAAAUAACUUUAUUAGCAUUAUCAGGCCAUGAUCUCAAUUAGAAAAUUUUUUAAUAAUUAUUGCUAAUAUUUAAUUUUUUUAAAAUACCAUUAAG
Molecule: messenger RNA, 2169 nt
Organism: Daktulosphaira vitifoliae (grape phylloxera)
Lineage: Eukaryota; Metazoa; Arthropoda; Insecta; Hemiptera; Phylloxeridae
Gene: trc
Product: serine/threonine-protein kinase tricornered
Exons: 10
Coding region: 351-1991 (546 amino acids)
Biological process (GO): intracellular signal transduction; peptidyl-serine phosphorylation
Molecular function (GO): ATP binding; protein serine/threonine kinase activity
Source: RefSeq, a predicted model, not a curated record